AUGGAUCGGUCGGUAACCUCGGCGAUACCUACGCCCCAGUCACCACUCCCACCACCGGUCGCUGAGGCUCCCAGCGCUCAACUGGGUGCGCAUCUCUUGUUCCCUUCCCCCGCCGGCCCUUCUCUCCGUCCCCAUCCCGCGGAGCUCCCAGAUGUAUCCAUUACUCUUCCCCACCAUCGCCUCCGCCUCCCACCUGUAUUGGGUGAAGAGCUCGACUUUCGGCAAGCCAGCACCCGCGAGGUCCGUGACCACUGCCUCAAAGCAAUCCUUCUCUCCUCCAAGACAGAGCGCCACGCCAGCCUGGUCCAGCUCAUCGACUUUGAUCGGGAGCGGAAUCAGGAGUGUGCUAUCUCGCUGGACGGUGCUUCUUCCCUGGUUCUCAUUGCCGACGACAUGUUGAACAUUGGCUCCAGGGGUCUCCUCUUCGAUCCAUCCCGUCUCAGGACAAACUGGUACCACGUUGAGCUCAACUCGGCCCAGACGGCGACCGGCAAGCGCAAGUGGGUCGAGGACGACUCCAACUCACCACCCUCGUUUGAGCUGUACCUUCGCGUCUGGACGUUUGCCACAGCUUCCCAGCUGGUCGGGCUAGUCAUGGCAUAUAUGGAAAUUCAUGGAGACGAGCUCUGGGGUAGCGAGAUGAUUGCCGAGUGUGUCGCCCUCGAAGACGUACAAGGACCCGUUAGGAUCUCGUAUGCGGGAAUCACGUCGAGGUCGGCAGCCAUUCGCCACAAGGAUGACUCGGACGCCGCUCGUGGGCGUGUGGGCAAGUUUACCUCCAGUGAAGUCUUGUCCCUCUUCCUCGCCCAAAUUCCCGAGGCCGCUGCACCUGCCCUCGAGAUAUAUGCCUACAAGCUUCCACCCGGCACGUCGACGUUGCCCCUUGUCGGCCAACAGCCUGUUCAAGAUUUGGAGAGAGCCCUCAUUGCCGUUUCCUCCCCUUCUCUCAACGCUGCGCGAGGCGGCGUGCAUCAUCUCCUGGCCUCCAGCGCCUCCCCCAGCCCUUUCUUGCUCGACCAUCUCACAACUGAGCACAGCGGUCUGCCAGAGCUCGCAAAGCAGCUCAGCGACGCCAUCAGUAGCGCACUGCGGGUGUUCCGUGAGAACGGUGACAACGUUCCAUCCGACGUGGCUGUUGCAGCCAUCGUCGAGGAUGGUACGGCCAUCGCUGCCGUGGUUCACACAAGCGAUGUGUGUGUGGUGCCGUCGAUGGUGUUGACAUCGGACAUCCCAGAGUAUGCGCACCAAGCAACUAGCGCAGAUGUGUCGUUCCACGGCGCCUGCACCGGUCCGGGACCGCAUGCCCUUGCCACGGCACGUGCGCUUACCAUGGGCGUCCGCAUCGACGACGGGGGGCGGGAAAGGUGGUUUGGCCCCAGGGUCGACCUCUGGCAGCAUACAACAAAACAACUCGGCCAGCCGUGGCGCCACUUGGCCUUCUUGGCUAGAUACAUUACAACCUUGCGACCGGUCCUGGUUCGCGCUUACUCGUCCGACGUGACACGCUACAUCUUCAACUCUGCCCUGACCGACAUCUUCGCAGUCAACAAGGAAAAGGACGAUGUCGUACUGGAAAGGGCGACACUAGCCUUCUUGUCUCCAGACUUCAAAGGCAGUCUCGAAGACGUCGCCGCCGUUAUUUCCCCCGAGUACAUGCACACUACCCAUCUGCCACAAACCACCAAGUUUAUCGACAAGGUCGGCAUUCCCGUUGUCGUUCAAGUCGGUCCCAAGUCGGAGAACUUUUGGGUAAUUUGUGUCUGCAACAUCGACGCUGGCGCGAUCAAGUACAACCCUGCUGCGGAAAGGCAGAAGAAAGAACUCCUCCUUGCCGUGGAGAUGGUGUCCCGCGUGGCGGAAGAGGUUGUCAUAGCGCAGAUCAAGAAGUGCGGCCCACCCCCAAAGGCGAACAACCUCGAGUGGAUCAUGUCAACGUUUGAGGCCAUGAAAUUGGCGCUUGAGCAGGGGGGCACCAAACAACGUCUGGAUACUGCCGCCCGCCGCUACCGUGAGCUCGUCGGCGUCCUUACCUCACUGUCGACCGUCAAAACCAAUAGUGAACGCAUGGACCACGAGGACGACGAAGCAUGGGCAGAGACACUCGCCAGCCGCUCCGCCCGCAUGUCUCAGCUCCGCACCCUUGCCAAUGGCAAGCUCCUCAGCGGCCAGGGUGAGCCGUACACCAGCGAACGGGAUGAACAAGUCGACGAGAUCUUGGAAAUGAUUGGCCACGCACGCGCCACGGGUAUGGAUGCCCAUAUUCCCCACGGACUCCCGAUCUUUGCUCGCCACACCGACGCCGAGGCGCGAGAGUGGUUGAGGUCGAGGCCCAUGGGCUACAACUUUUCGCUGGCCGCUCAGGCGUCCAACAACCAUCCCACUCUCGGACAAUCUGCCGAGUUUCUCAACGAUUAUGCCUUGGCCCGCUUUGGUGAAUCGAACGACGCUCGGCGAGCCAAAGCGUGGCGCUUUGCCGUCGAUGAAAACGGCCAACGACUUGAACACGCAGCUACCUCGCGUUCGCUCUUGCUUCUCUUUUGUCCAACGUGUUCCAGCUCGGCUGUGGUCACUGUUGAGAACGGCGAGCACCAUUGCCCAAUGACGACUCCUCCGUUUGAGCGGGUCCACAAGGACACCCUACAGGCGAAGCGAGUGAUCUUUGGCCACGACGCGUACGAGGCAGCGCUCAAGUGCCAGCAGAUCGCCCCCGACGUCGAUCUGGCGCCUCACGGUCUUGCGUGGGUGUCGGCGGCCAGUGUACUGCAGGCUGCGCCUUCCACUAUUCCCAAGGAUUUCAUUGCCAAACUACUCUCCCCUGCCACCAAGGAGGACAACAUCCUCGUCCACACGUCCACGACCGAGUGGCAGACCGUCGCAGCGGCCAUGAGCCGCCUUCUCGGCCACUGGAACUCGCCCAUGGACUCUCACCUUCCGGACCACGACAACGUUUCAUUUUUCAAGAACCAGACCCUCAAGUCAAUUCUGAAACUGUUGCUUAAAGAUAAGCCCAUCUACCUCAUGCGCUGCGCCGACUGUGACUACUACAACCUCCGGGCAAACACUGAUCAACAUACCUGCCCGCCAAACACGGCGACACCGCGGCCGUAUCUCAAGCGCUCCGGCAUUCCGGCAUAUUGCUUCGACGAACUGCCCCACACCGUCAAGUCUCUUGUCGUUUACUCGUACUGUCGUGCCAUGGAGACAGGCGAUAAAGAAUGUGGCCUCACGGUGCAUAGUGGUGGGAGGUUUGCACGAGAGACGCUUGAUAUGGAUUAUGUGCAUGGAGCUGAGCAUGAUAUCGAUUUCUGUUUGGACCAGCGCGACCAUUACCAGCGACCAUUGCCAUUGAAUGGAUCCAAUGCGUGGUGGGGAGGUCUGACGCAAACGAGGUCACCAGACCGCCCAGAACGAAGCGAGCAGCCACCAGCGACGACUACCAAUGCAAUCAUGACCGACAGCCAGGCCGCAGCACAAACCCGGCGCCGAUCAGUGUACCUAGACACACAGAUCGGCGCACAUCCACCCCAACGCGCCGCCACUUUCACCGCCACCAACCCAUACCCUCCGACCUUGCACACCACCGUUCUCGCUUUCCACACGGUCAAUCGGCCUCGUUCAAGGCAUGAAUCGGUAGCCCAGAAGCAAGGCUACAAGAUGAACACCAAUGUGGCAAUGUGGCGGAGUGGUUAA
Apiotrichum porosum is the source of this 3690-nucleotide messenger RNA. RefSeq lists its product as uncharacterized. The record is from RefSeq and is a predicted model, not a curated record. Bases 1 to 3690 code for a protein of 1229 amino acids. The transcript has 10 exons. NCBI's taxonomy places the organism in Eukaryota, Fungi, Basidiomycota, Tremellomycetes, Trichosporonales, Trichosporonaceae.